CUUCCUAUUAGUGGGCGGUCGAGUCCACAGUCCGUGCACGCUACCUGCUCGUCCGAUUUGCACCCGUUUGUGCAGUUUUCAUUGACAAUCAUCAAUAAGUACGUUACAAAGUCGUCACACAGUGGGACCCCUUUAGGUAUCAUGUCAACCAUCGGCCGAUCACCCGAAUAUCUCAGCUUCAGAAGCUCCGUUUCGCAAAAGAAGAUCGUCGUCGACGGUUCGAGUGGUAAAGCGUGGACGAUCUACGAUGCAGGACCGAAGACCGUCCGUUGUCCAUUGAUCUGUCUCGCUCCGGCGAGUGGAACAGCCGACAUCUUUUUUAAACAAAUUGUUAGCCUCUCGUCGCUCGGAUAUCGCAUUAUUGCUGCAGACUUUCCACCUCUCUGGUCGCAUUCGGAUUGGUGUGAGAGUUUUAGGCGUUUGCUUGAUCAUUUGCAUUUGGAUAAGGUGCAUCUGUUGGGUGCGUCUCUCGGCGGCUUUCUUGCUCAGAAGUUUGCCGAGCUGACGUUCAAGAGUCCUCGCGUUCAGUCUCUGGUGCUUUGUAAUGCGUUCGCUGAUACGAAUGUGUUUCAGCAGAGGAUGGCGUCUAGUGUGUUCUGGGCUCUGCCAGCUUUUGUGUUGAAGAGAAUGAUAUUGAGCAAUCUUCCAAACUAUGAAGUCGACUCGAGUAUUGCGGAUUCAAUUGACUUUCUUGUUGACAAACUAGAGGCCCUUGAUCGAAGUGACUUGGCGUCUCGUCUUACACUGAAUUGUAUGGAAGGCUACAUCGAACCACAUAAAUUUAAAGAUACGGCUGUCACAAUCAUAGAUGUAUUUGAUGAAUCAGCACUGACUCCAUCAGUAAAGGAGGAAUUGUAUAAAUGUUACCCAAAUGCAAAGCGAGCGCAUCUCAAAAGUGGCGGAAAUUUCCCGUAUGUAUGUCGGAGUGCCGAAGUGAACAUGCAUCUACAGAUCCAUCUACGACAGUUUGAUGAUACCAAGUUUACAGCAAAAGACGCCAAUUCAGAGAUACAAGUUCAGCCGGUCGCUUCUGGACACCGGAAGUCAUCAGAUCAAGAUGAGAUUAGAGCAACUGGAUAUCGUCAGCCUACAGCAGAAGAUGCUGCUGCUGCUUUGUUGUAAUAGAUAGUGUCUUCUUGUAAAGGUGCCUAUUUUGCUUUGAUUGUGGGGAUUACACUUGAUAUAGACUAACAGUAAUUCUCUUGGUGUUAUGUCCUAGUAGUUGAACUAUAAAUGAAGUCUGACCUACUUACUCUACGCAU
Molecule: messenger RNA, 1262 nt
Organism: Corticium candelabrum
Lineage: Eukaryota; Metazoa; Porifera; Homoscleromorpha; Homosclerophorida; Plakinidae
Product: maspardin-like
Exons: 5
Coding region: 142-1122 (326 amino acids)
Source: RefSeq, a predicted model, not a curated record